Molecule: messenger RNA, 574 nt
Organism: Populus trichocarpa (black cottonwood)
Lineage: Eukaryota; Viridiplantae; Streptophyta; Magnoliopsida; Malpighiales; Salicaceae
Product: LYR motif-containing protein At3g19508
Exons: 2
Coding region: 78-326 (82 amino acids)
Source: RefSeq, a predicted model, not a curated record
GGCCUCGACUUCUAGCGACAUUUAGCGGCGAAACGGCAUCUCAAGAGCGGGAGAUCCAGUCAACGGCUCGAAGAGAAAUGCAGAAAGCAUUGGGAGUCUAUGGACAGGUUCUGCGACUAGUGAGGCGGUUACCAAAGGACUCGAGGCCUUAUUACGCCAAAUACGCACGCGAAAACUUCGUCAACUACAGAGAUGUCGAGGCCAAUGACACCCAAUUCCUCGACGAGCUCUUCCUUAGAGCAUAUAACCACUCCCUAUGGGUUCUCAACAAGUAUUCGGUUGAUGAAUCGGCUGCUACUAAACUGAAGGAGAUUUGUUGCGGCUAGAAAAGGGAACUAUGCGUGUGCCUGCCAGGUGCUUGUCGUUAUACCCCAACGGGUAGUCACGAACUCUUUUGUUUUCGAAUUGUGAGGAUUUAUGACUUGUUUCUGCUCGGCUUUUAAUGUGGUUGGAUUUUUCGCUUAUUUCUACAUUUUUUAGAUAUUUAUGUUUGCCGACAGGUUGUGUCCGAUUAGAUUAAUAACAGUAGUCGAUUGAAUGAAGUAUCUCAUUUUGAUCAAGUGAGGUACGCUAA